GACAGGAGGAGUACAGAUGCGUCAUCUGCGAGCGGGUAUACUGCUCGCGUAACUCCCUGAUGACCCACAUAUAUACCUAUCAUAAGAGCAGACCCGGCGACAUUGACAUUAAGUUCUUUUGAAGGUUUAGAUAAGGUACGGGCAACGGGAUGCAUCCAGCACCGUCGACGCCUCCCUCUGCCAUGUACCGGAUGCCACCGCCCACGGCCGGUGGCAUAAACGAGCCUCAGGAAUGCCCGUACUGCCGUCGCAACUUCUCGUGCUACUACUCCCUGAAGCGUCAUUUCCAGGAUAAGCACGAGCAAUCGGACACCCUCUACGUGUGCGAGUUCUGCAACCGCAGGUACCGUACGAAGAACUCGCUCACCACGCACAAGAGCCUGCAGCACCGCGGCAGCAGCGGCAUGCUGAAGAGGCUGCUGAAGACAACGGCGAUCAAGAACGUUCUUGGCAGCAUGCAGCAGGCACAGAUGCAACAGCAGCCGCAAUGAAAAUGUCGGAACCGUCUUACACAGUCACCCCGUCCUCCCGGACUCUCAGCAUCGUCGUGCUCAUCAUCCUCAUCGUCCGCCUUCUCGUCUCCGCGCGAUCCACCGUCGCCGAUCCUCGCGGACCAAGGCAGCGCGAAACGCGACGCGUCACCUGCUCGUCGCCAUCCAGUUCGACGCUUCGAAAGAAGCUACCGUUCGGCGUCUUCCGCGAGGCUCGAAGCAAGUUGCUCGGCGUCUUCGUCGCCACUCGGGAAGGUCGCCACCGAUUUCGAGGGAAAUCACAUCCGAGAGAAGUUAGUUUCGAGAGAAGUUACUCUCGUUUGUUCCGUGAAAGUUCGGAGAUUCGAGGGAGGAAGAGAGAAUGGCUCCUCCUUGAUGGCUUCCUCCCCCUCGCGCUCCUCCAUCGAGGAAUCAGCUUCGCGUACCGUGAAUUUUCCAGUUCCCCCCGAGCCAAGACUGCGACCGAAUCUAAAGAAGAAAAAGGAAAGAAUCGACCCAGACACGUAGCUUCGCGAAAAUUUUCGAGAGUGCCGAGAUAUACAUUCCACUGCGUCGGGGCUUGACCAAGGUCUUGGACGCAGCGACUAACGCAUUGAAACGCUCGUUUCGUCGAGGGACUGGUUCAAAUGGGGAGGUCGCAUCGGGCAACGUAUCGCAGAGGCAAAGUUUCGCGUUUCUCCUGUCGUGUGCAACCUGAGUGUGAGAAAAAUAACAAAACAAUUGUUCGUUUACGAUCUCGGCUAAUUCUCCGCACGCUAAAAGUUCAAGAACUCAUUCUUACAGUUCUGCUGCGAGGAUGAUAGUGAUAACUUUCAAAAUCAACGUUUCGAGAGGCGCUGACCUCUUCCCUCGUUUCAAUUUACGAAUUUAGAAGAUCCACUUACGGUUAAACAAGAGAAUAUUAAAGAGAGUCAGUGAUCAAGUAGAGCAAAUCGAAAUUAGUCAGACGUCCGUUGCUGGAAGCUUUGCCUAUGCGAUGUACGCGUGUCUGCCGACUCUCUCGAAUCGAUCCCAGAAAUCAUGUCAAUUUACAAAUAUCGUCUUCUAGUAACCGUGCUGGACGAAGCAUUUCUUCAAUGGUUUCGAAUCGCGAAGACUGUCUCGUUCGAGGAGCGAGUGUGCGUGGGUUUGCUUGUACGUCUCUGUCGGUAGUUUAGCACGCGCGCGUCUUUAGGACGAGAGAGGAAGGGUUUGAAAUCGAAACUCUGAAAUCGACUCUUCGAAAUCGUGGCCCCGAGAGUCUUAGGCCUAAGUGAAAUUCAAUUACAAAGUCUAUACAAAAAAUAAAAUGUGCUCAAAUUUCGGGAAACCGGGCAGGCGAGGGCGAAACGAAGAGAGGUCUUGGAGCGGGGAAAGGAAUUAGAUUUCCGUGCGAAAUUUUUAUCGAAGUACGAAGGUAUGGUGCGCAGAGCAGGAUAAACGGAUGAAAAGGAAGGCAAAAGAGAGACGAAGGAGACGAUGGGGAGAGAGGGGGGAGGGGAGGGGAGGGAGGAGAGGCGUUAGAAAAGAAAAAAAGUGCAAGUAGAAGAUUAGAUAAUCAUCAGCUCUUGAGAAGAGGAAGAUGAUGAAGAAGAAAAAGAAGAGAAAAAGAAACCGUGUACAGGUCCGUCGUGCGCGCAAAUUACAGACUAUAUUUUUAACUCUUUAAAAGUAAUAUUUUGAACUGUACAUAUAUUAUAUUCGUACGAUAUUGAUAACGAUGAUAUUCUCUUGUUCAGGUUUUAUAAGAGUGGAGGUGGAACGAAUGCGAAGAGUUGCGAAAAAAAGGGGAAAGAAAAGAAAAGAAAAGAAAAGAAAAGGAGAACGGAGAUAGUUAAGACGUAGAUAGAACCACGCGGCUGGACACAGGGCAGUGUGCCAGGCUUCUUCGCGUCUUUUCUUGAUUUCGUUUCGUUCGCGUUUCCACGCGUUUCGAUCAGCGAAUGUGCAAUAUUACCAGUAAGAGAGGGAGAGGGUAAAUUUUUUUGGGGGGGGAGAGUCGGUUCGCAUUCUUGGAAGACACAAUGAUUCCACCAUUGAGAAAACGUUGUUCUCAAAUUCAAGGCGACCAACUUGUUUUUCCGUCUCGGUCUUUUUCGUUCUUUCCUUCGUAUCUUUCAUUCGAUCGAAAGUGAUCGUUUGAACGAGGGAAGAGCUUGGAGAGAAAGUCGGAGAGCAGAGAUCCAAUUAGGCCAAAGAAAAGAUAUACGGGGGUUUUAUAUGGGAAGGGGAAACGAUUUGCCGCGGGAUUGUCCCGACCACUGCCCUGUUCUUUCAGAUCUUCGACACGCAUCCAUGCUAUACAAAAGUGUGAAAAAAGAGAAAAGAAAAGAA
Molecule: messenger RNA, 2804 nt
Organism: Frieseomelitta varia
Lineage: Eukaryota; Metazoa; Arthropoda; Insecta; Hymenoptera; Apidae
Product: broad-complex core protein isoforms 1/2/3/4/5-like
Exons: 2
Coding region: 150-491 (113 amino acids)
Source: RefSeq, a predicted model, not a curated record